AUGUUAAUAACAUUAGCAACAUUGCUUAUGGACCCUAUAUCCAACAUAGGCGUCACAAAGACGGUUGGAGGAUGGAUGGCGGCCAACAGAUUGAGGUUGAAUCCUGCCAAGACAGAAGUACUGUUUUGGGGGGACAGGAGGCGGGCGGGUGUGGAGGAUUCCCUGGUCCUGAAUGGGGUAACUGUGCCCCUGAAGGACCAGGUGCGCAGCCUGGGAGUCAUUUUGGACUCUCAGCUGUCCAUGGAGGCUCAAGUCAAUUCUGUGUCCAGGGCAGCUGUGUACCAGCUCCAUCUAGUACGCAGGCUGAGACCCUACCUGCCCACGGACUGUCUCGCCAGAGUGGUGCAUGCUCUGGGUAUCUCCUGCUUGGACUACUGCAAUGCGCUCUAG
Molecule: messenger RNA, 390 nt
Organism: Podarcis lilfordi (Lilford's wall lizard)
Lineage: Eukaryota; Metazoa; Chordata; Lepidosauria; Squamata; Lacertidae
Source: the annotation of a GenBank genome assembly